AUGAGGGUGUCGCUGCGCGGAGCGGCGGGCGGCGGGCGGCUGGGGGUGCUGGCGGGCCUGGGCCGGGGCGGGGCCGCCGCCCUGCCGCUGCCGGGCUGCCUGCUCUACACGCGGACCGGCUCGGCGCCCCACCUCACCCGCGACACGCUGCAGGCGGUCGGCGGCGUCCCCGCCGUGGCGCAGCUCGCCCUGCCCGCCAUGGCAGAACUUCACGAGGUCCUGGAAGAAUAUAAAGAAGGAGCUGCGAAAUUUAUAGGUAUGCCAGACACGGUGCUGUACUGCUCCCUUCAUGACCCUGUCGCUCCCUGUCCAUCUGGCUACAACACAAACAAGACAGUGUCCCUGUGGGGAAACUCGGGGCGCAUGGAAAUGACAGCUUCCAAGUUCAUGGACAUACAGCGGGCCAUCCAGCCAGACUGGUUCCAGUGCAUCUCUGAUGGAGACACCAUUUCUGGGGAAGUUGGUAGAAAAAGGGCCAAGAAGUCUGUGGAUAGGUCGCUUUCCUUCUUGGAUGUUUGCCUUCAGCUGUUAGAAAAAUCACCGGAACUACAAGGAAGUGUAAUGUUUGGGGCAAUUGAAGGUGGAGAUGUCUUGGAAGAGAGGCUCAGAUCAGCCAGGGAGACUGCCAAGCGACCUGUGGGUGGCUUUCUGCUAGAUGGCUUCCAGGGAUGUGCCAUGGCCAAGGAGACCAAGUUGAAACUGAUAGCUUCUGUCACAGCAGAGCUGCCAGAAGAUAAACCAAGAAUCAUCCAUGGUGUAGGCAAACCAGAUGAGGUGCUUGAGUGCAUUGAAAGGGGAGUGGACAUUUUUGAGAGUUUCUUUCCCUUCCAAGUGACAGAGCGAGGCUGUGCCUUGGUUUUCAGUUAUGACUGCCAUCCAGAUCCUGAAGCAGCAGUUUUAAAACAAAAUGGGGCCCAGGACCUGGAGAAGAAUGGUGCUAAAGAAGACCAGGAUGAAAUCUCCAAAGCUGACCCAGAAAUGACACCAUUUGAGAUAUUUCUGAAGGACAGAAGGUACCAAGAUGAUUUUGGUCCUGUGCUGGAAGGAUGCACCUGUUACUGUUGUCAGAGGCAUACUCGUGCCUACGUCCAUCACCUCCUGGUGACCAAUGAGCUGUUGGCCGGUGUCCUGCUCAUGAUGCACAACUUCCAGCACUACUUCAGUUUCUUCAGUGCCAUACGGGAUGCCUUAAGAGACAAUAAACUGGAUCAGCUGAAAAAGCUUGUCUUUGGGCAGGCUCUUCAAGGCCCAGCAAACAUGAAGCCAGGCCAGUGAGUUCAGAGACAAUAAAGGAGGUCGUAGGCUACAUCCUCAUCCCGUGGGACUGUGUAAGGUGGACUGCCAGCAGGGUCAUGUGGACCUGUUAGUAGUAGAGUGCAUUCCUUCCUGGAGGGAAUUGAAGGAGACAUUUGAAGAAGAUCUUGCUUCCUGGCAGGGAAGGAAGAUCUUAUUCAAAUGUCCCUAUUGGUUAAUUGGCUUGGUGCCUUCUUGGGCUAUGGAAGAGCCUGAACAGCUCACAAGACCAGUAUGGAUACUUUGUUUUCAGUUACUUGCUGUUGGUUUUCCAUGUGGAAGGACAGAAUUAAUGAACUUGCGUUUGAAGAAAAAGCAGGACAUAUAUUUAAAAUUAAUCCAGCUGCUGACAGGAGGCUCAGCAGCUGUUUGGGACUCUCAUUCCGUAUCCAAUGCAUAUUACAGGUAAUUAUUUUUCUAGAAAAUCCCAGUGGUGUGGUUGUCCCAUCAUGCAGCUCCUUGAUGGAGAUCCUGCCUCAGUCUAACGCCCUGUUCCUUGUGGCCACUGGCAGCAUCUGUGUCCCUGAAAAGUGCUGAUUGGAAGCACUGCUGUGUUCAGUGGCACAGGGAACUGUAUGUUUACUUAUCUCUCAGGCCACCUGCAGGGCAGAAUGUUCUCUGGGCCAGGAGGAGGCCCUCCACCUUGGCCUGGCCUUGAAAACCACUGCCUCAGGAGUCCUGCUCUUUGACGUUAGACCCAGAAAGAAGAAAAAGUGUUUCAUUCACAUCCUGCUCUAGAGAGUUUUUUGACUUUGUACCCUUUCACCUGUAUGGACUAAGAUUGCACUUCCUAGCUAGCUUGUGGGUGAUAAUGAAUGUACCAUUCUUUCCAACUGUCCUAGUGCUGGUCAAAUAGCAGGUUACUUACACAAAUGUCAGUGUGAGAUGGAGCUGUGGAAGAGAUGUAUUGCAGGAAAAGGUAUUCAGAAAAGAUUCUUGUGGGUCCUUGUUUUAAAUAUGACUUAUGUCACAUUUCUCUUAUUCAGGUUUUUUUAUGGCCUUUACUUUGGAAUCCUGGAUUUAUUCAUUUUGUUACAAAGCAACAAUAAAAAAAUUUAUUAUUUGUUGUA
Phalacrocorax carbo (great cormorant) is the source of this 2363-nucleotide messenger RNA. Lineage: Eukaryota; Metazoa; Chordata; Aves; Suliformes; Phalacrocoracidae. The record is from RefSeq and is a predicted model, not a curated record.